Molecule: messenger RNA, 523 nt
Organism: Dufourea novaeangliae
Lineage: Eukaryota; Metazoa; Arthropoda; Insecta; Hymenoptera; Halictidae
Product: class A basic helix-loop-helix protein 15-like
Exons: 2
Coding region: 1-459 (152 amino acids)
Molecular function (GO): protein dimerization activity
Source: RefSeq, a predicted model, not a curated record
AUGAAAUCCAAAGUAAUGAACAGCGAUAAUUGGGAAGGAAACUGGCCUAAACAGCAAUCACAAGCUAGAAAAACAGUACGUCGAAAUAACAAAAAAACUGAGAAAUCAGGCUUAAAAUUGUCAAAGCCAUCUAGAGGAUCUACACCUAGAGAAAGGACUUUAAGAAGAUUAGAAAGUAAUGAAAGAGAAAGAAUGAGAAUGCACAGCUUAAAUGAUGCUUUUCAGUCUUUACGUGAAGUAAUUCCACAUGUAAGCAAGAAAAGACAACUAUCGAAAAUUGAAACCUUAACUUUAGCAAAGAAUUACAUAGUUGCCCUCACAGAUGCCAUAUGUGCAAUGAGAACUGAAGAAAAAACAAUGGAUCAACAACAUGAAGUUUUGGAAUCUCAAGAAUCAUCAAAUAAUAUGAAUAUUUGCCUCAAUAUGAAUAUACCAAUUCCUUCAAAGUCCUGUAGUUAGGGAAGUUUUAAUUUAUAUCUAGAAGAUCUUAAUAAUAUAUUACAAUUCUAAAAAAAAGAAUGUG